This is a messenger RNA of Pieris macdunnoughi, 1026 nucleotides long. NCBI's taxonomy places the organism in Eukaryota, Metazoa, Arthropoda, Insecta, Lepidoptera, Pieridae. The record is from the annotation of a GenBank genome assembly.
AUGCCGGGCGCCGGUACUUUCAAAAUCUUCGUCGGGAAUCUGUCCGAUAAAACUACAGAUGCCGAUCUAAGACCGCUGUUCGAAAAAUACGGUACGGUCGUAGAAUGCGAUAUCGUCAGAAAUUACGGUUUCGUACACAUGGAAAACGAGCAAGUCGGCCGCGAAGCCAUUCAAAAUAUUAACGGAGAACUAAUUCACGGGCAAGCGAUUAAAAUAGAAGCGGCCAAGAGUCGGAAGGCACCGUCGACGCCGACAACUAAAAUCUUCGUCGGUAAUCUCACGGACAAGACGCGCGCGCCCGAAGUCCGCGAGCUGUUUCAGAAGUUCGGCACGGUCGUCGAGUGCGAUAUCGUUCGUAACUACGGCUUCGUGCACUUGGACGCGUCGGGUGACGUGAACGAAGCCAUCAAAGAGCUGAACGGCAUGAUGGUAGACGGGCAGCCCAUGAAGGUGCAGCUGUCAACGAGUCGUGUGCGUCAGCGCCCGGGCAUGGGCGACCCCGAGCAGUGCUACCGCUGCGGUCGCGGCGGACAUUGGUCCAAGGAGUGCCCCAAGGCGCUGGGCCCCGACCGCAAUGGUUUCCGCGAUCGAGCAUUCGGCCGCGAUCCCUACCCUCCACCACCGCCGCCGCCGUUCCUUCGCGAUCGCAUGAUGGGAGGAUUUGGGGAUCCUUAUGAUGGCUACUAUGACAGAGCCAGAUUUGACUCUCCAAGGGAUCUGUUUGAGCGUCGUUACCCUGUUGGAAGUUCCAGGGGACUAGACAUGGGUGCAUCUCGUGCCAGAGGGGACUUUGUAUCACCACCGCUACGACGUGAACCCAUGCCACCUAUGCCUAGUCUGCCACCAAUGAGCAGAACAAUGGGAUCCAUGAGAUCAUCAUAUGAUACCAUGUAUAGCCGAAGAAGUCCACCUAGAGGGCCACAAAUGUCCAGAGGAUUAUAUGAAGAUUUCAGCAGAGAUACCUUUGAUGAUAGGAGGCCUGGGCUAAGAGGACCUUCACCUUCGAGACGUUACGCGCCAUACUGA